This is a messenger RNA of Histoplasma capsulatum G186AR, 1758 nucleotides long. Its product is annotated as high-affinity nickel transporter. Lineage: Eukaryota; Fungi; Ascomycota; Eurotiomycetes; Onygenales; Ajellomycetaceae. The record is from RefSeq and is a predicted model, not a curated record. The transcript has 7 exons. Gene Ontology annotation, biological process: nickel cation transmembrane transport. Gene Ontology annotation, molecular function: nickel cation transmembrane transporter activity. The coding region runs from base 1 to 1563 and encodes 520 amino acids. Gene Ontology annotation, cellular component: plasma membrane.
AUGGCGGAACGCACAGCUACUGCGUCAGGCACUGACAAUCCAGCGUCCAGCUCACCUGUGCUGACCUCCGUAGCGGCCCAAGAAAAUGAACGCGGCGGCGACUUGGAAUAUGACGAAGCGGCGGCGGAACCAGAACGAAUCCAAGGCGGCGAUGACGGCAACACAAAACCCCCCAGGCGAGGCAUAGCCGGCAAGGUGGAGAAGGUGCACAGCCGUGUGCCAGCUCUGCGGAAGAUCCCCCUUGCGGCUCUGGGUAUCAUUUUCCUUGUUGCGGUGGUUAAUGGUUUUGUAUGGAUGGUUGCGGGGAUUGUGUUGUCGUUUUAUCCCUCUCUGAUAUCCACUGCCGUGCUUUCCUAUACGCUAGGCUUAAGACAUGCGCUUGACGCAGAUCAUAUCUCGGCCAUCGACCUUAUGACCCGGAGACUCCUGGCAACUGGUCAGAGAGCAGUCAGUGUUGGGACGUUCUUCUCGCUGGGACACUCAACUAUCGUCAUCAUUACGGCCGUCGUCGUCGCUGCGACUGCCACUGCUGUGUCCUCGAAAUUCGACCAGUACAGUAGAGUCGGCGGCAUCAUUGGGAGCUCGGUCAGCUCUGCAUUUCUGAUUCUGCUCGGAAUCAUGAAUGCGUAUAUCCUAUAUAAGCUUGUUCAGCAGAUGAAAAAGAUGCUUCGCUUGAAAGAAGGGCAGGAGCAUGAGGUGUGGAAGGUUGAAGGGAAAGGUGUAUUGUUUACGGUGUUGAAAAAGAUGUUCAAGCUCAUUGAUCGGCCGUGGAAAAUGUAUCCACUAGGCGUCCUUUUCGGGCUGGGCUUCGAUACCUCAUCGGAGGUUGCACUGCUAGGAAUCUCGUCCAUCGAAGCUACACGCGGAACAAGCAUUUGGGUGAUUCUGAUCUUCCCAUUUCUUUUCACAGCCGGAAUGUGCCUCCUUGACACCAUAGAUGGCGCCCUAAUGCUAUCCCUAUACGUCCAGCCAGCGGAAAAUUUUCUCCCGUCCAAAUCCGUCAAUUCUUCCCGUACCACCCUCUCCACACCGUCGUCUGGCGCGGGACAGCCACUGACCACCAGCGACGCGGCAACUGCCAACCCAAGCCGCAACCCACGUAACCCAAUCGCGUUCCUCUAUUACUCCAUUGUCCUGACCUCCCUUACCGUGAUCGUAGCUACGGUGAUCGGCACCAUCCAACUGCUCACGUUGAUCCUUAACGUGACAGAAGCGACGGGGCGGUUCUGGAAUGGCGUGGAGGUUGCAGGCGAGUAUUAUGAUGUAAUUGGCGGGUCGAUCUGUGGAUGUUUCAUCCUAGUUGGCGGGUUGAGCGUGUUGGUGUACCCUUCUUGGAGGCGUUGGGUUGCUCAGCGGCAUGAACUGCAAGACCAGAAUGUCGAUGGGACUUUGGAAGAAGGAGGAGGGCAUGAAGGAGAGGUCGAGGCGGGUUACGGUAUUGCCACAACUUCUCCUACCGGUAUAUUCCCGGGCGCUGGAAUGGGAAGUUUGAAGGGAGACCGAGGAGAAGAUGGAAAAGGGCAAGUAGGCCGAGUGUCAGUGGAGGAGCGGCGGUUGAGUUGACCAAUAAAUCUACUAUGAGGAUCUACUAUGUAACGCGGGGGACUGGGGACAUUUUGAAUGUCAAUAUUGGAUCAGUUUAUAUAGUUUUGUAUAUCUGUUUAGUUAUCCGAAAUGCCCUUUGGCGAGUCGGCUUGGCAUCUAUCCCGCCGCCGACAUCAUCGUUGCCAAGAAGAUACGAAUCCUAGUCCUAGUACU